AUGGAGGAGGAGGAGAGUAAGAUGGCGAUGGAGGCCAAGGGUGUCCUCAAUCCGUCGACAGGUUCCACUCAUCCAUCUCAUGCAGUUCACUUGGCACCCAUCCACCUUGCUGUCGUUUCUGCUGAUAUCAUCCUAGAUGAGCUACGACAUCUGUUUUGGGAAGGGUUCCCUCUGGAUAAAAAGGAUCGCUUCCCUGCUCACCAUUACUUCCAAGAAUCCUCUCUUUUGGCUGAUGUAGUUCUCAGACACCCUAUCUCAGCAAGUUUCAAACUCUCAAACGUUGAUGCCAAUGAAGGGAUGUUGUGGGAGAAGCGGUGGGCUCUGCGCCGCCUCUUGGCUAUCAUGAUGGCUAGUUUCGGCAUCGGGAUGAUGUACUACGGAAUGCCGCUAAAUCUCGAGAAUCUCAACGCUAACCUUCAUAUAACCGUGGCGUUAAAUGCAGCGAUUGAGCUUCUGUCGGCAUUAGUUAUCUUUUUUUUCGUUGAUGUGAUGAGCAGACGGAGAUUUAUGGUGGGAUUAAUGGUUGUGAGUGGCGGGUGCAGCCUUGCGUGCACAGCCAUGGGAGGUUGGUUAGCGGUGGUGCUGGAGUUGUUCGCAUUCUUUGGGGUUUUCACGUCAUUUAUGAUUUUGAUGAUUUAUACGGUGGAAUUGUUUCCAACAUGCGUGCGAACCUCUGCGCUUGCUGUGGUGAGGCAGGCGGUGGUGCUCGGCGGGGUUGCGGCGCCAGCGAUAGUGGCAGUGGGGAGGAGGAGAAGGUUUCUUUCGUUUGACGUCUUUGGAAUAGUUAUCAUUUUUUGUGCGCUUUUUUUUGCCUUCUUGCCGGAAAUAAGGGGUCGUGGGAUCAGCGACACGAUGGAGGAGGAGGAGAGUAAGAUGGUGAUGAAGGCCAAGGGUGUCAUCAAUCCCUCCUCAUCUUGA
Molecule: messenger RNA, 918 nt
Organism: Phalaenopsis equestris
Lineage: Eukaryota; Viridiplantae; Streptophyta; Magnoliopsida; Asparagales; Orchidaceae
Product: organic cation/carnitine transporter 3-like
Exons: 3
Coding region: 1-918 (305 amino acids)
Source: RefSeq, a predicted model, not a curated record